ACGAUUGCAGUUUCAAAAUGGGUUCAACAUAUUCCGAAUGGAAUCAACGAGCCACUUUAUGGCUUCAGUCGAAAAUGGGUCGACGGGCAAGAAUUGGGCUUCUUGCAGCUACAGUAGUUGGAUAUCCGAUUGGAUCAAUUCUUAUUAAUGGCCCAUUCGUUAAUUUUACGUUUCCAAAAAGAUACUCCGUGGAACCAUUACCAGAACAUCUAGUACCAAUUGCUGAUCAAGAAUAUGGUAGAUUCUUGGAUCGUGAAUCUCGUAUUCCAAAAGAUGCAGUUGUAUCAGUUCAGAUUCAACGAUCAAUGACAAAUUCAGAUGAAACUGUUGCUUCAGGAUCUCUAGGUGUUCGAACAGGCCUCAAUCUUGCGGUUCCAAUGUAUUCGAGAUUUAAGAAUGCACAGGAGGCACUGGAUUAUUUUAAAAGCCAAAACCCGGAAGGAAUGGAUUUUCUGGGCGAGCGUGUACCAAUUCGAUGGGAUUCGGAGAUUGCAGAAGAAUUCACAGAUUGUUACGCAUUUUCCGAUAAUGCUCACCAUUUCCUGUUUCUCCGAGAUCUCUACGCCUAUGAUGGGUACGCUUCACUUGCUCAACGGAGCAUCUCGUGGGCUACGUGGACAACUUUCAGUUCUAUCUUCACAUAUUGGAUUCAUAAUAGUUCAAGAAUAAUGGGUGGCUCAGCAGCGUCUUUUGCCAUUGCCUAUCCAAUACUACUGGGAGCUGCUUGGUAUGCCAAUAAACAAUGGCAUUUAUUGUAUAGAUAUCUAACCGAUAUUCAUGCGGAUGCAGAAGCCGCACGAGCUUCAUUUGAGCAUGCUGAAGGUGGAAAAGAAUAUUAUUGGAAAAUGUUGAAACGGAAUCGAAUUAUGAGAGAUAUCAAACCAUCGUUGUGGAAUCAGAUUACUGCAACUGGAGAUAUUCGUGGAAUUGCGACUCCUAUUAUUACAAGAUAUGAUCAUUUAAAGGAUGUCAACGAAGAAGAUGACGAGUUGAAGGCUGUAAUUGGAAUGGACGAUUGAUUUUUUUCAGAAUUUUUAGUUUUUUCUUCUGUUUUAGGCUUGCAAUUUUUGUUUUUAGACUGGUUUUUUCUUCUUUUUUCUUGUUAUUUAUUCUCUUUCGGUAAUUAUAAAUAUAUUGAAUUA
Messenger RNA from Caenorhabditis elegans, 1142 nucleotides. RefSeq lists its product as uncharacterized. The coding region runs from base 18 to 1019 and encodes 333 amino acids. Lineage: Eukaryota; Metazoa; Nematoda; Chromadorea; Rhabditida; Rhabditidae. The record is from RefSeq and is marked reviewed. The transcript has 7 exons.